GGCGGCCCGGCCGGCGAGGGCCUGGACCCGCUGUACCCCGGCGAGUCGUUCGACCCCCUGGGCCUGGCUGACGACCCGGACACCUUCGCCGAGCUCAAGGUCAAGGAGAUCAAGAACGGCCGCCUGGCCAUGUUCUCCAUGUUCGGCUUCUUCGUGCAGGCCAUUGUGACCGGCAAGGGGCCCAUUGAGAACCUGAACGACCAUCUGGCCAACCCGGCCGUCAACAACGCCUUCGCCUUCGCCACCAAGUUCACGCCCAGCGCGUAA
This is a messenger RNA of Volvox carteri f. nagariensis, 267 nucleotides long. RefSeq lists its product as uncharacterized. The transcript has a single exon. Gene Ontology annotation, biological process: photosynthesis, light harvesting in photosystem I; response to light stimulus. The annotation marks the transcript as partial. Gene Ontology annotation, cellular component: chloroplast envelope; chloroplast thylakoid membrane; plastoglobule. NCBI's taxonomy places the organism in Eukaryota, Viridiplantae, Chlorophyta, Chlorophyceae, Chlamydomonadales, Volvocaceae. The record is from RefSeq and is a predicted model, not a curated record.